Molecule: messenger RNA, 2592 nt
Organism: Arctia plantaginis
Lineage: Eukaryota; Metazoa; Arthropoda; Insecta; Lepidoptera; Erebidae
Source: the annotation of a GenBank genome assembly
AUGAGCUUUAAACGUGACAAGAAGGAAGAAGAGGACAGUGGAGGCAAUCCUUAUCAAAACUUAGAUAAAACUAAUGUCUUACAAGAGGCUCGGUACUUCAACCAGACGCCUGUGAAUCCACGAAAAUGUUCCCUUAUUUUAACCAAAAUAUUAUAUUUGUUGAACCAGGCAGAAAAGUUUACUACUCAGGAAGCAACAGAGGCAUUCUUUGCGACCACAAAACUGUUUCAAUCAAAGGAUGUAAUGUUGAGACGAAUGGUGUACUUGUGCAUCAAAGAGUUGAGUACAUUAGCGCAAGAUGUCAUCAUAGUCACAUCUUCUUUGACUAAAGAUAUGACUGGGAAAGAGGAUUUGUAUCGUGCUGCUGCUAUACGAGCUCUAUGCAGUAUCACUGACAGUACUAUGCUGCAAGCGAUCGAGAGAUAUAUGAAACAAGCCAUUGUUGACAAAAACCCGGCUGUUAGCUCAGCUGCGUUGGUUUCAGCACUGCAUUUGUCUUCAACCGCACCGGAUUUAGUGCGCCGUUGGGCUAAUGAAGCUCAGGAAGCUAUUAGCUCUGACAAUGCCAUGGUUUCGUACCAUGCUUUAGGAGUGGUUGCUGGUUCCAGAAAGAAUGAUAAGCUAUCCACCGUCAAGCUUGUUACUCGUCUUGCUGGAUCUCCUCUGAAAUCACCGUAUGCUCUUUGUCAUUUGAUUCGUUUGGCUGCUCAACUCGUUGAAGAUGAUGAUUCAGAUGCUGCUAGACCGUACAUCGAGUUUAUCGAGUGCUGUCUAAGACACAAGUCUGAAAUGGUUAUCUAUGAAGCUGCUCAUGCAAUUGUGAACUUAAGGAAAACCACUAGGGAUCUGGCACCAGCUGUUUCUGUGCUACAAUUGUUCUGCGGUUCUUCAAAAGCUUCGUUAAGAUUAGCCGGCGCUAGAACACUUGCCAGGCUAACUGCUAAACAUCCUGCUGCAGUUGCAGCUUGUGCUGUUGACUUGGAAAAUUUGAUUUCUGAUCCUAAUCGAUCUGUGGCGACAUUAGCAGUUACCACUUUGCUAGCGACUGGAGCAGAAAGCUCGGUCGACAGGUUAAUGAAGCAGAUUUCUAGUUUUGUAUCUGAAAUCUCUGAUGAAUUUAAGAUUGUUGUUGUUCGUGCCAUCAGACGUCUAUGCACCAAAUUCCCCAGAAAGCAUCAGUCUUUAGCGGCAUUCUUGGCUGGUAUGUUACGUGAUGAAGGGGGUCUAGAGUACAAAGCAGCUAUUGCAGAUGCCAUUAUCGCAUUGGUGGAAGAAAACCCUGACGCCAAGGAAACUGGUUUGGCUCAUUUAUGUGAGUUCAUUGAAGACUGCGAGCAUACAGCUUUGGCUGUCAGAAUUCUGCAUCUGCUAGGUAGAGAGGGACCUAAAUCACGUCAACCUUCACGAUACAUUCGAUUCAUUUAUAACAGGGUCAUUCUGGAAUCAGGACCAGUGCGCGCGGCUGCUGUAGCUGCCGUAGCACAAUUUGGAGCUCAAAGACCAGAGCUUCUGCCAAAUAUCAGAGUACUUCUCGCUCGUUGUCAAUUAGACGAGGAAGACGAAGUUAGAGAUAGAGCCAUUUACUACAGCGCCAUUUUAGAUACCGGUGAUCCACAACUAAUUAAUGAUUACAUCGUAAAUGUUGCGAAACCAAACCCUGUGCUGCUUGAAAAGGCUCUCAGAGACCACCUAGCAACUACACCAGAAGAACCUUUCAAUGUCUUGACUGUGCCUGCAGAGGAAGAUGCUAAAGAAAGUAAGGAGGCUAUUGUCGAAAUUGAAGUGCGGAAACCAGUACAGAUGUCAAUAGAAGAGCUUUAUGCGGAGCAGCUGGCUAAAAUCCCUGGAAUUGAGCGACUUGGUCCAGUCUUCAAGACCACUCUGCCGAUCGAUUUGACUGAAGCCGAAACUGAAUACAGGGUCCGACUUCUAAAACAUGUGUAUGCCCGACAUGUUAUCUUACAAUUUGAGUGCGUAAACACUCUGAGUGAUCAACAGCUGGAGCAGGUUAAUGUGAAAUUGGAGGUGCCCGCAGAAUAUGAAAUAAAAUCAGUCAUACCUUGCCAGAAACUAGUUUAUGAUAAACCUGGAUCUGUGUUUGUAAUAGUCGAAUACCCAUGCGCUUUCCUCGAUAGCUUAGGUACUUUUGUACCAAGUUUAGAGUUCGUUGUUCGCGACUGUGACCCCACUACUGGAGUUCCAGACCCAGGAGAAGGUUACGCAGAUUCUUAUCCUCUAGAAGACUUCGAAAUGAGCUGUUCAGAUCAAAUUCGAGCAAGAGCUGGGUCAGACGACUGGGAACAAACUUGGGACAGAGCAGCUAGUGCGCCAGAAGCCAGUGACACUUUUGUCCUAUCUCAGAAUGAUAUUAAUGACGCUGCGAAGGCUGUGUGUGAACAUCUAGGCCUUCCCAAGGGUGCUAUUGUAGGGGAAGCAGUGAAGGAGAUUCGUGGUGGUGGUAUCUUUAGAGGUGGGGCCCCAGUGCUGGUUCGAGCGCGCCUAGCGGCCACUGGCGGUGGGGUCACAAUGAAAUUAGCUGCAAGGUCGCCAAGGGAAGAUGUUGCACAGCUGUUAUUGGCAGCUGUAGGCUAA